AUGUCGGAUGCUGCCUCUAUUCGAUCUUGCGUCGAAACAAUCCGUUCGCAAGGAAUUCGCUUCAAUGUCUUGGUCAACAAUGCUGGCGUGUCUUUGAUUCCGAACUAUACGGAAGCUCCCACGGGCCAAGAACUGACCUGUCAAACCAACUACUUUGGUGUGGUUCAACUCACGGAAUCUCUCAUUCCCUUGUUGGAAGGGGAUGCUCGUGUGAUCUUCGUCAGUUCCUUGACGUAUAACAAAGGAGCUCCAGACACAAUCGAUCGGACGCAUCUCUGCAUCGGCCAAGAAGCCUAUGAUAAAUGGAGUCCCUAUUUCCGCUCGAAGUAUCUGGUGACUUCCUAUGCGCAGUAUCUGGCGCGACGCAAUCCGUCCUUAUUCGUGAUCGCGUGUGAUCCAGGAAUCGCAGGGACUGCGAUUGCUCGGGAGCUGGGCUGCAUUGGGAAGAUCUUUCAGUGGAAGAUUUGUCAGUGCCUCUUCCCUACGUGGAAGGUAGCGAUGGGAGGAGAGAGUGAGGAGUAGGGCGCGUGCACGAUCGCGUUUGCAGCGGCGAGUCAGAAGGUGAAGAGUGUUUGCAAGUCUGGAGAUAUGUGCUGCUGCUGUAAAAAGAAGGAAUUGAUUCCGCGCGUGAAGUCGGAAGAAGAGCAGAAUCAGAUUUUCGAGGCUACGAAGGAUAUUUUAGAUUCGAUGCCUU
This is a messenger RNA of Blastocystis hominis, 694 nucleotides long. RefSeq lists its product as hypothetical. Bases 1 to 522 code for a protein of 173 amino acids. Lineage: Eukaryota; Bigyra; Opalinata; Blastocystidae. The transcript has a single exon. The record is from RefSeq and is a predicted model, not a curated record.